AAAAUUUCACACAGGCGACUCAAACGAAUAGCAAUUUAUUUUUGCAGGUGUUGCCUUUUUUGUAAAAAUAAUCAAGAAAAUUGAAUAAAUCUUUAUUAAAUUCUUACUCAAAGAAAAGCAAACAUUAAAAUGGAACAAAUGGAUAUGGAAUUAAAAAAGGCAUUCACCGAAAUGCAAAUAAAUAAAAUUGAGACAACCAAGAAAAUUAAUAUGAUUGAUAUGAAGUGUGAUAUGGUGAAGACCGGCAAACAAAAAUAUCAAUUGACCGAAAAGGGUACCAGUGAUUUAACACAGGAUACUAGAGUUUAUUUAUCGGUAGGCCGUAUGUUUGUCUUAACCAGCGUCCAGGAUAUGCGUGGUGACUUAAAAGCUAAACAAGAAAAAUGUGAUAAGGCCAUUGAAUUGCUGAGCAAAAAGAAGGAAUUUUUGGCGAAAUCACUUAAGGAUCAAGAAGAUGGCUUACGUGAAUUAGUGCAACAACGUAAAGAAGCCGAAGCCACCAAAUAGAUGUGACAGACUCAAGCAAUCAUAAACAUUCAUUUUCAUAUUAUGUUUCUUUUGCAUUUAAGCUUUAACAACUCAACCACGUAUAUAUAACACGAUAAACAAAGUUUCAAUUAAAACAAAAAACGAAUACCACUUUUGUGUUUAAGAAAAAAAUUAAA
This is a messenger RNA of Calliphora vicina (urban bluebottle blowfly), 665 nucleotides long. It is a transcript of the gene Pfdn1, whose product is annotated as prefoldin 1. Gene Ontology annotation, biological process: protein folding. The transcript is spliced from 3 exons. Gene Ontology annotation, molecular function: protein folding chaperone. Lineage: Eukaryota; Metazoa; Arthropoda; Insecta; Diptera; Calliphoridae. The coding region runs from base 130 to 507 and encodes 125 amino acids. The record is from RefSeq and is a predicted model, not a curated record. Gene Ontology annotation, cellular component: cytoplasm; prefoldin complex.